Paramecium tetraurelia is the source of this 645-nucleotide messenger RNA. RefSeq lists its product as uncharacterized. The transcript has 3 exons. Gene Ontology annotation, molecular function: RNA binding. The record is from RefSeq and is a predicted model, not a curated record. NCBI's taxonomy places the organism in Eukaryota, Ciliophora, Oligohymenophorea, Peniculida, Parameciidae.
AUGUCUCAAAGGAAAAAAAAGAGAGAUCCAACGCCGACGAGAGUAGCUUUGGUUUGUCUCAAGACCACUCAAAAUAAUAUUCAAAUCAAUAACUAAUCGUUGCUCAAGAUUUUCUCCAAACAUGGUUCAAUAUCAAAAAUUUUAAUAUUUGAGAGAGGCUAAUUGUUAACAAAAGUCUUUAUUGAAUAUGAUGAGGUAAAUUCUGCUAUUGAUGCUAUUAAAUAUCUAAACAAUACUAAAAUAUUGAAUCAAAUUUCUUGUAAUGUCUAUCACUCUCGUUUAAAGUAACUGAAAUUAGAUACAGUCCCGUAUACGAAAGGACUGGAUUUUACUAAUAUUCCAUCGAACAUUAUUGAGCAAGUUGAAUAAAUUGAAUAGCAGCUUGAAAAUAAUGAUAAAACAUUUAAUAAUAAUGAAUGGCAAGACUUUUAAUUUGAAAAUAGAUCAACAGAUGAAGUGUCAGAUGAAGAGGAACCUCAAUUUUCAGAAGAGAAGAUGAAAGACAUCAUUACAAAGCUUAAUCAAAUAGAUGAGGAGAUAAAUCAAACAAUUGAAACCAAAAUUGUAACUGCUCUAGAUAAGUUGAGACAGACACAACAAUUCAUUAAACAAUAAGAAAAUCAAGUAAUUCAAAUCAAUUAAUGA